GAUCUCAGUUUACUUUUGAACUACAAAGUAUAAUUAAGUUUUGACGCAGCGAGUUCGGCAGAGAUUUUUGUCAUUCGUUCAUUCUUUCGUAUUCUUUUUUCAUUUUUCUGCGAGUGUAAGGUGGGUGGUGGAGAUGAAGUGGUGUUUAAUUGUGAGUGUGACCCUUUGGUCGUCGUUGCUGUCCCAAGCUGCCAUACUCCGUCGUAGCCCUCAAGUACUUAGAGCCUUCCCGAGUCCGAAUCCUGGUCCGAGAAAUGCCCGGCAAACGGACCUUUAUCCAUCGUAUUCGGAGAGUGGUCAAUCCUACGCGUCCCCAGCUUCGGAUGCAUACACUCAGCAGUAUUAUGCCCCACAACCUUCCGCGUCGACCUACCCCAACCUGAACGACUAUUUCGCUAAUUCCUACACUUCGUACGCUCCUCAACAAAAAGCCACGUACGUCCCACAACCUUACACCUCGUACUCGAGCAGCAGUCCCUACAUCACCACCACCACCUCUGCUGUUGCCCCCACGUAUUCCUCCUCUUACGCCCAGAUAAGCUCUUUGCCUUAUCUGAGCCCCGUCACCACCUCAACGUAUUCUGAAGAGUACGAGGCCCCUGCCGCUUAUCCUGCUGCCUCCAACUCCAAGUCUCAAUACGUGACCAAGCUCUCUUCUGCAGCCGAUGCCUACAGAUCUAUUGCGGACUGUUUGCACAGCAAGCUUCAGAGUGCGUACCCAUCCGCGGAUAAAAGUGAAAGUGAAUACCAGGCUCCCGUUUAUGGUCGCAACGCCAAUGUUGAUGUUUCUUAUCCUGCCACAUCUGGGUACGUCGCCCCAGCUCCAUACACACCAACUGCUGAUGCAUCGUACACACCCACCGCAGCAUACACACCCACCGUCGAUACAUCGUACACACCCACUGUUGAUACAUCGUACACACCCACUGUCGAUGUAAAAUACACGCCCACUGCGGAUGCGUCGUACACACCCGCAGUUGGCGCAUCGUACUCUGGAAGGUCCGGCUCCCCUCUAGACGGCUUAACUAAGGGUUUACCAUUGAAGGAUUUACUAAAGGUCUUGGGAAGGGCAAAGAUCGAAGAAAUUGACGUAGUUGCCGAGGGAAAUCAAGUUGGUGUCGUCGACGUUAUUGUCGACGAUUCAGGCAACAAAAAUAAUUUGCAAGGAACGCUUUUAAGCGACGACACGACUGUCGCUCAAGCGAACGCAAGAGCUGAAUUGGUGGAUGCAUUUGUGAAGAAAUUUCAAGCCGGAAUAGUUAACGUGGCUGGUGAAAACGGGGGGAACAACAAUAACCUCGAUUUAACGGUGCUUAGCACUGACACCAAUACCGUGCAAGCCCAGAACGGGAGAGGGAAUAAUGACGACGACUUUGCUAACCUGCUCAAACUUGUUUCUAAUCAUUUUGGAGGGAAUAAGCAUAAUGGACAAGAAAGCAAGAAGCGUGACGAAUUUGAACAACUACUUGCUCUCCUUGUUGCACACAGCCAGUUCGGUUUGGCCAAUUUCAAUGGCCAGAACCUAUUUAACAACAACAACCUUGGAUUAAAUCUUUUUGGCCAUAAAACGAACACAUUUCAGAACCAACACCAACAACAGCUAAAAGAGUUCCGAGCGAAACAAAUAGAAAAAGAGCUAAUCGACUUACUCUUGGUCGGUAAUCAAGUAGGAGGAGCCAAUGGUGCCUUUGAUAACAUUGCUAACAAUAAUAAUCUGGCCGCCAAUAUAUUCAGCUCUGGAGCCAACACCAACCAGUUCCAAAGCCAGCAUCACUCACUUUUCAAGGGCCGAGCUGAAGGAGGACAUGGAGGAGAAGGUCAUCACGGUGGGAUGCAUGGCCGUGCCAUCGCUGACAGCGCGAAUCAAUACGCAACUUCUCAGAAUGAUGCUGGUUACCAGGCCUCCUCCCCCAGCGGAAACUAUGCUGCUUCCAGUCCCUCCUCUGACUACGUGCAAAAGUACUAGUUUCGAUUUAGCUCGUAUUUCUAUGAGUACGCAUGCUUACAAUUUUUAAAACUAUGACAUUGUAGAUUUAUAAAAUGAAAUUGAUGUAUUUAUUGAUUUGAUUCAUUCAAUUAAAUUGAUUGCUAUACAAAAUUU
This is a messenger RNA of Folsomia candida, 2101 nucleotides long. RefSeq lists its product as uncharacterized. The transcript is spliced from 17 exons. NCBI's taxonomy places the organism in Eukaryota, Metazoa, Arthropoda, Collembola, Entomobryomorpha, Isotomidae. Bases 134 to 1966 code for a protein of 610 amino acids. The record is from RefSeq and is a predicted model, not a curated record.